UGUUUAUCUUUUUGUGUCUUGAAGGCAUCCGUGAAGAUGUUGGUCCUGGACAGCAGGAGCCAGAGUCCCCCCACAUUAAGGAGGAGGUGGAGGCUGAAGAGCGCCCCUGCAUUCAAGAAAAGGAGGAGCCAGACCCCCCUGUCAUUAAAAAGGAGGACGAAGGUCACACUCACAUCAAAGAAGAGGAGGAAGAGCACCUCCACACCAAGGAGGAUGAAGGAAAGCCUCCUAACAUCAAAGAGGAGGAGGAGGAGCAGAAUAUCUGCAAGUUGUCAUUGACUGGUGUCCCUUUAAAAAGUGAAGACGAAGGCCAAAGUGAAACAGGGAGAGGGGCGGGGCCUCCAGGCAGCAGCUCGUGUCAAUACGUGAUAUCAGAAGGUGAUGGAGACCACUGUGUAGUGUCACAAGUGGACAGGCUCUUAGAUGUCAAUGAAGAUGUUUGUCCUGGGCCGCGGGAGUCAGAGUCCCCCCACAUUAAAGAGGAAUUGGAGGAUGAAGUGGACCCCUGCAUUCAAGAAAAGGAAGAGCCAGAUACUCUUUAUUUAUCAAAAGGAAGAAGAAGAGCACAGUCACAUCAAAGAGAAGGAGGAAAAGCAUCUCCAUACCAAGGAGGAUGAAAAAAAGUCUCCCUACAUCAAAGAGGCAAAAGAAGAGCAGAAAAUCUGUAAGCACAUCAGAACACACACUGGUGAGAAACCCUUUGCCUGCUCAAUUUGUCGCCAAAUAUUCUCUGAGAAAGGGACCUUAAAAAUACACACAAGAACCCACACUGAUGAGAAACCUUUUCCCUGCUCAAUUUGUGGACAAAGAUUCUCAGAGAAGGGAACCUUACAAAUACACAUAAGAACCCACACCGGUGAAAAACCUUUUGCCUGUUCAAUUUGUGGGCAAAGGUUCUCUCAGAAGGGAACCUUAACAAAUCACAUCAGAACACACACUGGUGAGAAACCCUUUGCCUGCUCAAUUUGUCGCCAAAUAUUCUCUGAGAAAGGGACCUUAAAAAUACACACAAGAACCCACACUGAUGAGAAACCUUUUCCCUGCUCAAUUUGUGGACAAAGAUUCUCAGAGAAGGGAACCUUACAAAUACACAUAAGAACCCACACCGGUGAAAAACCUUUUGCCUGUUCAAUUUGUGGGCAAAGGUUCUCUCAGAAGGGAACCUUAACAAAUCACAUCAGAACACACACUGGUGAGAAACCCUUUGCCUGCUCAGUAUGUUCCCAGAGAUUCUGUCAGAAGGGACAGUUAUCAAGACACACAAGAACCCACACUGGUGAGAAGCCUUUUACUUGCUCAGUUUGUGGUCAAAGGUUCUCACAUAAGGAAAACUUAAUAAUUCACACAAAAACACACACUGGUGAGAAACUUUUCGCCUGCUCAGUCUGUGGUAAAAGAUUCUUUCGUCAGGGGAGCUUAAAAAGACACACAAGUACCCACAUGGGCGAGAAACCUUUUGCUUGCUCAGUCUGUGAUAAAAGAUUCUCUCAGAAGGGAAUCUUAUUAAAUCACAUCAGAACACACACUGGUGAGAAACCCUUUGCCUGCUCAAAUUGUUGCCAAAGCUUUUCAUGGAAAUAUCAGGUGAAGAACCAUCAGUGUGUUGCAAUGCACCAACACACUCAUCAAUGAAGCUUUGGUUUCUCAUCUGAUUCGGCUUCAUCACUUCAUGCUCCAAGGAUGACUGAAUUCUAUGCAUCAUCUUGCAAGGUUCCUCAAUGAAAGAAAUGUUUGUAUUUGUUGUGUUGAAAAUAUUGUGAGUUGUCAGUUUGUUGAGAUUUUUUUUUUUAUUUUCAUUUUGAGUUUUGGCUGUGAAAUGUUGUUAUACUUCAGUUAG
Messenger RNA from Hippocampus comes (tiger tail seahorse), 1837 nucleotides. Its product is annotated as gastrula zinc finger protein XlCGF57.1-like. NCBI's taxonomy places the organism in Eukaryota, Metazoa, Chordata, Actinopteri, Syngnathiformes, Syngnathidae. Gene Ontology annotation, biological process: regulation of transcription by RNA polymerase II. Bases 424 to 1632 code for a protein of 402 amino acids. The transcript has 2 exons. Gene Ontology annotation, molecular function: RNA polymerase II cis-regulatory region sequence-specific DNA binding; DNA-binding transcription activator activity, RNA polymerase II-specific. The record is from RefSeq and is a predicted model, not a curated record. Gene Ontology annotation, cellular component: nucleus.